Messenger RNA from Athene cunicularia (burrowing owl), 2642 nucleotides. It is a transcript of the gene PRDM12, whose product is annotated as PR/SET domain 12. The record is from RefSeq and is a predicted model, not a curated record. The coding region runs from base 1 to 954 and encodes 317 amino acids. Lineage: Eukaryota; Metazoa; Chordata; Aves; Strigiformes; Strigidae. Gene Ontology annotation, molecular function: histone methyltransferase binding. The transcript is spliced from 5 exons. Gene Ontology annotation, biological process: neurogenesis. Gene Ontology annotation, cellular component: nucleus.
AUGGGGACUAGCGAGGGACCCCGUGGCGGGGCGGGGGGCAGCCAGCCCACCGGCCCCCCAGCCCGGGCUCAGUCCCUGCUCUGGGGCGGGGUGGGAGCGCUGCCGGGCGCAGAGGUGCAGAAGCUGUCGAGCCUGGUGCUGCCGUCGGAAGUGAUCAUCGCCCAGAGCUCCAUCCCCGGGGAAGGGCUCGGCAUCUUCUCCAAGACCUGGAUCAAGGCUGGCACCGAGAUGGGACCCUUCACGGGCAGGGUCAUCUCGCCCGAGCAUGUGGACCUGUGCAAGAACAACAACCUCAUGUGGGAGGUCUUCAACGAAGACGGCACGGUGCGGUACUUCAUCGAUGCCAGCCAGGAGGACCACCGCAGCUGGAUGACCUACAUCAAAUGUGCGCGGAAUGAGCAGGAGCAGAACCUGGAGGUGGUGCAGAUCGGGAACAGCAUCUUCUACAAGGCCAUUGAGAUGAUUCCUCCAGACCAAGAGCUGCUGGUCUGGUACGGGAACUCCCACAACACCUUCCUGGGCAUCCCCGGCGUGCCGGGGCUGGAAGAGGAGCAGAAGAAGAACAAACAUGAGGAUUUCCACGCAGUAGAGACGGGGGCCAGCACGACAGGGCGCAUGCGCUGCGUCAUCUGCCACCGGGGCUUCAACUCCCGCAGCAACCUGCGCUCCCACAUGCGCAUCCACACCCUGGACAAGCCCUUCGUGUGCCGCUUCUGCAACCGCCGCUUCAGCCAGUCCUCCACCCUCCGCAACCACGUCCGCUUGCACACCGGCGAGCGUCCCUACAAGUGCCAGGUUUGCCAAAGUGCCUAUUCCCAGCUCGCCGGGCUGCGGGCACACCAGAAAAGCGCCCGCCAUCGGCCCCCCAACGCUUCCCUGCAGGCUCACUCACCGGCCCUGCCUGUGCCCCAUCCCGCAUCCUUGGCCCAUCACAUCCCCACCAUGGUGCUGUGAAGCCUAGGCGGGUUUUUGGACAGCAAAGACUGGAGCUGAGACAUGCAAUGGACUGGGGGGCAGCGGCAGGGCUGCUUUGGGUGCUGGUUUAUUUUUGGGGCGCUGCUGUUUGCGUGGGGUUUGUCAGGCUGUUGGGUGAGCGAGGGGACACCACCCCCCCACCCCCCCCCAGCUCUGCAAGCUGCUGGUGCAGCCGCACACCAUGCGGGAUCCACCCCGGGGGGAGCUGUGGUGUAGGGUGGGCUGCUGGUCCCUGGGGUUGGCAGGGGGAAAGGAGCAAAGGGUCACAGCAGGAUGUCCUGUGUGGGUUUGCUGGGGGAGGACUGGGGCAGCUAAAAGCUGGGCCUGGAUGAGUCACGCCUGGGUUUUACAGAUAAUUUAAUGGAAAGAAAAAUUGCUUUUAUCCCUCCUCCUCUGCUGCAGCGCAUGCCCGGGGAGAUGUGUGUCUGUUGAAAGGCUGGCACAGCCCUGUUGCAGCCACCCCGUUCAUGCCUGUUUACCCCAGCAGCAGCUUUGGCCCUGGUGGCUCUUCCCAAGUGACACAUUUCCCUUCCCGGGAGCCCUGAUUUACAAAUGGUUGUGUUUCCUCCCCUCCUCCCCAAAUCCCCUUGCCUGCUCUCCAGCCCAAGCUGUGUAUUGGGGUUUGCUCGACACCCCUGAGCAAUGCCAUGGGCAGAGGGGACACCCCCAGCAUGACGGGGACACCCCCAGCAUGACGUGCCGCUGGAAAUGCCCGUCUAUGGGCAGGUUUGGUGGGGGACCCCGUGCUCUGCCGGGCCGCGCCUGCUCCAGCCCCGGGAGCAUCGCUCCCCAUCGCUCCCCGCAGCCGGGAGGGAACAUUUCGGCUGUUAGUUCUACUGCCCUCUGGGGACAGAGAAAACCGGUCCCUGGGCCAGCUCUGUCCCCAAGGACAACUCUAAGCGCCCUCUGGAGUCCUGCCACACGCGAGAGGAGGGCUGUGUAUCAUAAAGCUUAAAAGAAGGUAUUCUAAUAUUAAUUAUAAGUCUAAGAUGUAUAAAGUUCUCACAAACUGUGUUUUACUUCCAGAAAAAAAAAAAACCAACCAACCUGUCACUUUAACUUUGUAAAUAUUUAUGUAAACAUUAUUUACAAAACUUUGAUAUUAUAUAUUAUUUGAUUGUAUAUGUACACAGUGUAAAUACAUUUGUAUCUCUCUCUUGUAUUCUAAAUAAAAAUUACUUGGAACAUUUAUCAUUUAGAAGAUGGAUAGUAUGGAGAGUUUUGUUAUUUGCCGGAGGAAGGAUGCAGUGGCGGGAUGAGUGAAGGUUUUAGCUAACACAAUAAUAGGUGACUAGGGAGAUGCAGCAUUGUCUGUUGGACCAAAUAGUGCAGCUGGGAAGAGGAAAGAUCAGCUUUGGGGAAAAAAAAGUGCCUCCGCAGCCCUGCAAGAGAAGGGGUGAGUGCAGGAGCAGGUAGUGUUAUUUGGCCUGGUACCUCCCAUGUCUCAUGUACAGUCUCCAUUUGAAGCAACAGCUGUUGAUAUCCUUUGAUAUAUUCCAUGAAAUAAUGGUUAUAUUUCAGCUGUGAUGGGCUACAGGUACAAGUCUUGCUUGAAAGAACAACGUUUGAUUUUGGUCUGGUGGCAGCAAAGCAUUUGCUGGAGGUUAGCGCUGGCUUCUUUUGCCUUGGUAUUUUCUCAGCAACUCUGCUGUUUGAAUUAAAUGAAU